CUGUCAUUCUUUUUAUAAUGUUGCUACUAAAGAAGAAAGAAAACAAAUGAACAAUAAAAGAAACAAAAGAACUAUAAAGGAGCUUAAAUAAAGAUUCUCUACCAGCCCUACUCUCCCAUCUUGUAUAGGAGACAUUCACGAUUGUCAUGAUUCAGUUAAAAGUUAUUUGAUCAUCAAUGGAAUUAUGUUUAAGUAUUGUUUUUUCUAUGUAGAUCGUUCAAAUUGUCACAGUGGGCACCUAAAAGCGUCACAAAUGUCAUUUGUCUGUUGAUAAUAACAAUCUCAUGUAGUACUAUUAGUAAAGGAGAUUGUCAAAAUAUGCUUUAUCGCCCCUUCACUUGUCGGCGCGGUUUGCCUCUGUUUGCUCUACCAGGUCCGGUGCUUCACGGGACAGCGACCACAAAUUGAGACAAUAAUUCACAAUAAAUCCUACUAAUUCCUAAAUCUCUUAAUACGAUAACUGUGCCCUUGUAUCAACAUAUGCUGUGUUUACACUUGAGCGUCAACCUAGGUUCAGUUUGUGGUUAACUGAACCCCGGUUAGGAGAAAUGCGUUUACACUUGAAAACUUAACCUCGGUUGAUCAUUCAGCUGGAACAGCGCCGGUGUUGUCAAUUUGAAUUCUGAGGUCAAAUUGCUGCUGCGAUUAUUGUGAUUUUUCUGGCCGUUCUUGUUAUUCUGUGGUGGCUUCUGCUUGAGAUUCACUAUAAUUCAAGAUGAUCUUUUAGCACCUUGCCUGAUGUUUUCUCUUAUGUUUGUCGUUUUCGUUGAGUUUUUUUUUGUGCUAGUACGUUAGGGAUUCGCAGUCCCUUGACUUCAAAACAAGUUUGUUGUAAAGUAUUGUGUAAAAUGUCCAGCAAAAUGCGCAAAUCUAGAAAACAUGUGGUAAUCUCAUGACUAUUGAGUAAACACUAUUUGAGAAAUGACUGACAUCGGAAAGCGAUAGCUGACAAGAACUGUCAACAGAUUUGCCUGUAACCUCGGUUGAGUAAGCUCAACCAUGCCUCCUGGAAUGGUUGAGCUCAACCGAACCUAGGUUUCGGAUCCUUUGUAAUUGCCGGCACAUAAGUGGCUAUUUCGAGCGUGUUCACACACACUUCAAAUCUAACCUAGGUUGGGUAAAUUACUCAACCUUUACUCAAGUGUAAACACAGCAUUAGUAAGGAAAAGCUCAACAGCUUACAUCCUAUUAGACCAUCACUGAAUUUAUCUGUCGUGCUGGCUAAAUUACGAACAAGGUCCUUGAGUUGGUAGCUUAAAUGGGUGGGCUAGCCAUAGACCCCACAGCAAGCGAGAAUUCGCUUCAUUGUCAUGCAUUCUGCAAGGGUUUUAGACCGUGGGAAGAUUUCGCUGCCUAUUGUUCAAGUCGUGGCAUGGCAGCGUGCGCAAGUGUUGGUCGUAAGCCUUGAACAAAGCGUACACGGUUGUUGAUAAGAAUCCCUGCCGUGCACAAGAACUGUUUUAGACACGUGCCUUAGCGCACUCUAGUCAGCCGAAAUAUAACGGAAUCCAACCGUUAUGUAUCCCAAGUGUCAUAUAAUCCAUGCGUUAUUCAUUCUCCAACGAUAAAUUCCUUCGCACCGCCGUGGGUCAAUAACUCUUAGCACAAUAACCACACAAGCCGAUUUUAAUACACUUUACAUUUUGAUUUGCGCGAAAACAAAAAGCUUAGUAUUAAGGCCUAUAGGCACGCAUUGACAUUAAAAUGGCCUACUAUUCAUAUGCGCGCGAUAGUUUACAUUGUAUAACGCGCUCAUUCAACUUUAACCAAUCAACAGCCGGGAUCUCGAGUGAAUAUUGACUAUGCCGGUUACUUGUAAUUUUUAAUAACCUGCCAUAUUAAUUGAGGCGACAAGAAACGGUUUACUUAUACAAGAUAAAAGUAACUGCACCCCCCACAUUGCGAGUGAACAACCAACGGACGUAGCUCCCUGGAGAAGCGGAAAAAUGGCGCAGGAAAAACACAGACAUUUGGAUGAGUGCUGUGUGGGUAGCUUUCCCAAAGUCAAGAGACGAAGGAUUAUGAAGCCGAUCACCGAGCGACUGCGAAGAGAAAGAAUUAACAGCAGUCUAAAGGAGCUGAAGUUUUUAGUUCUUAGCGCUCUGGGCCAAGACGUUUCACGAUACUCUCGCAUGGAAAAGGCCGACAUCCUUGAGAUGACCGUCAGUUACAUUCGCAAAAUGCAGAGGAAAAGCAAUGGCCAAGAUGUCACAGACUUCUUUCUCCCUCUUCGCUGCCGGAGCCUGGUACAAAGCUCAAGACCAGAGCCGCACGAAGGCACCACGACUUCGCAUCACGCAACCGAUGCACACGUACCGACUCGCCACAGUACCCUAAAGUCCCCUAACAACGAUGACGUCACAACUCAGUGCAGUCCCGCACGCACGGGACCCUCCUCACCAUCGGCCAUCUGUUCGUUGGAAACCAAGCAAAACUUUUCUCCCCAGAGAUCCACAGCAGAGGCUUCUCAACCCAUGGUUAGUAUAGGGACCCAUUGUCCUCCAUCUAAUAGUAUAGUCCGCAUCCCUGACUUGUCAGGCUCGCCUUUGGCAACGAUCAGCGAAAAUUCCACGACAGAGUGGAAUGCGAAAAGUUUGUCGCCCCUGAAGAAGAGGCUGCCGGGAAUGGAGUGUUUUAUACGCGGUAGAAUGACCUUGAGUGAAGACAAGGAGAACUUUGAUCAGAGCCAACGACCCUCGGAUGUGGCACUACCGCCGCGAUAUCGACUUUUCUCUCCUGUGUGGAGACCUUGGCAUUAAAUAUAGGAUAGUAACGAGGCAUUCGGGAUCGGUGAUCAAAUUAAUACUGCUGGACGUGAUCAUAUUCAUAAUAUAAGAUCUCUCGGUAAUUUUCUGAGGGUAUGGGACACAUGAGGGCGAGGGGAGGUUCUGCCCAUGCCGAGAUCUGAGAGAUCUGAACGAAAGGGAUCGGUUCGUCGUAUUUUUUUAGCUUCAGGUAUUUUCUGGGAGUCUGCGAGAAAGAUUUUCUAUUACAAAUGGAUUUUUAGGGGUUUGUAGAAAGAGGCGCUACAAUAAAUACUUCCGACUCCAUCUUCAAGUCAUCACAUCAAUUGUUCUAUAGUGUGUAAGGGGUUUUGAUCCCAGUAUUAUUUUAGCGUUGCAAUCUUGAUCACUUGAAAAUAAUGUAUUCCCCUUAUUACUUACGGUUAGAGGACAAUAUUUAAAAUAAAAAGAGAUUUUUUUUACUA
Messenger RNA from Nematostella vectensis (starlet sea anemone), 3208 nucleotides. RefSeq lists its product as uncharacterized. Gene Ontology annotation, biological process: regulation of transcription by RNA polymerase II; regulation of neurogenesis; anterior/posterior pattern specification. Bases 1947 to 2759 code for a protein of 270 amino acids. The transcript is spliced from 4 exons. The record is from RefSeq and is a predicted model, not a curated record. Gene Ontology annotation, molecular function: RNA polymerase II cis-regulatory region sequence-specific DNA binding; DNA-binding transcription factor activity, RNA polymerase II-specific; protein dimerization activity. NCBI's taxonomy places the organism in Eukaryota, Metazoa, Cnidaria, Anthozoa, Actiniaria, Edwardsiidae. Gene Ontology annotation, cellular component: nucleus.